This is a messenger RNA of Monopterus albus (swamp eel), 366 nucleotides long. Its product is annotated as carboxylesterase 5A-like. The coding region runs from base 1 to 366 and encodes 121 amino acids. The transcript has 3 exons. The record is from RefSeq and is a predicted model, not a curated record. Lineage: Eukaryota; Metazoa; Chordata; Actinopteri; Synbranchiformes; Synbranchidae.
AUGCACAAACACACUAGACCCAGCUUUGUGAAGGCAGAUCAUGCAGAUGAUGUUGGAUUCAUGUUCAGUGGAUGUUUCUGGAGUGGAGAGAUAAAAGUUAUAGGCAACAUUACCGAGGAGGAUGAAAGGCUUUGUCGAACCUUGAUGGCAUACUGGGCUAAUUUUGUCCGUAGUGGCUCUCCCAGUGGUCCAGGUCUCUUCACUUGGCCUCAGCAUGACAUGCAGAAGCAGGAGUACAUGGAGCUGGACCUGACACAGACCGUGAGACAGGAACUGAAGAAGGACCGGGUCCACUUUGCUACGAUCACCCUCCCUCAAAAACUGGAACAGUUAGCAGCAGCAGUGAAGGCCACAGCUGGGAAGUAA